AUGGUAAUACCUUGAAAGAGUAUGAAUAUUUCAGCAAACCGCCUCUUCAGUGGUUCCUCGUUAGCAUCUGAAGUGCAUGCUGCUGCUGUUAAUGGAGAUAAGAGUACCCUCCAAAAGCUAAUAGCAGGAAACUCUGAGCUGAAAGAUAAAGAGGACCAGUUUGGAAGAACUCCACUUAUGUACUGUGUAUUGGCUGACAGGCUGGACUGUGCAGAGGCAUUGCUGAAGGCUGGAGCCGAUGUUAAUAGAGCUGAUCGUAGCCGAAGAACUGCUCUCCAUCUUGCUGCACAAAAGGGAAAUUACCGCUUCAUGAAACUUUUACUGGCUCGUAGAGGGAACUGGAUGCAGAAGGACUUAGAGGAUAUGACACCAUUACAUUUAACUACACGUCACAAAAGCCCAAAAUGUUUAGCUUUGUUGCUAAAACAUAUGGCACCUGGAGAAGUGGAUACCCAGGACAGAAACAAGCAAACUGCAUUGCAUUGGAGUGCCUACUACAAUAACCCAGAGCAUGUGAAACUUCUCAUAAAACAUGAUUCAAAUAUUGGAAUCCCUGAUAUUGAAGGAAAAAUCCCACUUCACUGGGCAGCUAACAACAAGGACCCUAGUGCAAUUCACACGGUGAAAUGUAUUCUGGAAGCUGCACCUACAGAAUCUCUACUUAACUGGCAAGACUAUGAAGGACGAACUCCCCUUCAUUUUGCUGUUGCUGAUGGGAAUGUCGCAGUUGUUGAUGUCCUGACCUCCUAUGAAGGCUGCAAUGUGACAUCUUAUGACAAUUUGUUUCGAACUCCUCUUCACUGGGCAGCCUUACUUGGUCAUGCACAGAUUGUCCAUCUCUUAUUAGAAAGAAAUAAGUUUGGAACUAUCCCAUCUGAUAGUCAAGGUGCAACACCCCUGCAUUAUGCAGCGCAGAGCAACUUUGCUGAAACAGUUGAAGUAUUUUUGAAACAUCCUUCUGUAAAAGAUGACUCAGAUCUUGAGGGAAGAACAUCCUUCAUGUGGGCAGCUGGCAAAGGCAGUGAUGAUGUCAUUAGGACUAUGCUGACUUUAAAAUUGGAUAUUGAUAUCAAUAUGACGGACAAAUACGCUGGCACAGCGUUACAUGCUGCUGCCCUUUCUGGCCAUGUCAGCACAGUGAAAUUGCUGUUGGAACAUAACGCACAGGUUGAUGCUUUGGAUGUCAUGAAACAUACCCCGCUUUUCCGAGCUUGUGAGAUGGGACACAAAGAAGUGAUACAAACGCUCAUUGAAGGAGGAGCAAGAGUAGAUUUGGUUGACCAAGAUGGCCAUUCACCUCUUCACUGGGCAGCCCUUGGAGGAAAUGCUGAUGUGUGCCAAAUCUUGAUAGAAAAUAAAAUCAACCCUAAUGUGCAGGAUUAUGCAGGUAGAACACCUCUGCAGUGUGCUGCUUAUGGAGGUUAUAUUAACUGCAUGGUAGUGUUACUGGAAAACAACGCAGAUCCAAAUAUUCAGGAUAAAGAGGGAAGAACUGCUUUGCAUUGGCUCUGUAACAACGGCUACCUUGAUGCUAUAAAGUUGCUGCUUGGUUUUGAUGCUUUCCCUAAUCAUAUGGAGAACAGCGAGGAGAGAUAUACUCCACUUGAUUAUGCCUUGCUUGGUGAACACCAUGAAGUGAUUCAGUUCAUGUUAGAACAUGGGGCUCUGUCUAUAGCUGCCAUACAGGAUAUUGCUGCUUUCAAAAUUCAGGCUGUCUACAAAGGAUACAAAGUUAGAAAGGCUUUUCAAGAGAGGAAGAAUCUUUUGAUGAAACAUGAACAGCUGAGAAAAGAUGCUGCUGCCAAGAAACGUGAAGAAGAAAGUAAGAGAAAAGAAGCCAAGCUGCAAAAAGGGAUGCAGAACGUGGAACAAAAUAGGUUUCGAGUACAACAGACUCCCGCAAAUCGAGAGAAGACUACCAGCAUCUUGCAGUUACCUAAUAAACAAAUUGAUACACGGAUUAAGAGACAUCUGUCCCUCAAUGCUUCACAAAUUCAACCAGGGAGAAACAGUAGAGGUUCACCUAAAGCUUGUCACAGCAAAGGGACACUGAAGGAGAGUUGCCUGUCAGCAGAGCCUCAGACUGAAGGUCAUAAAAUCAGGCAAGAUUCACUGAGGAAACACGUCAAAAGCAAGUCAAAUUGUAUCCAUUUCCAUUGUGGCAAAGCAAAAGAGGGAACAAAAGUUGAAGUGAAACAUCAGGUUGCAGCUGCUACAGAACUGGAUGGAGAAAAGUACAAGGAGCACACUGUCGAGGCAACGGGUACUUGUGCUCGGAGGAGCAGGAGGCAUACUUCUUCUGCUUGUAGGACUGCUACUGUUGGGGAAAAAUUAAGAGAUCAAAGUCAGUCUUCAUCUGGCAACAGGGACCAUUGUGAAGGAACAGCUGUGUUCUUCUGCGACGUCAGUUGUACUGGUGGAAUUACGAGAAACGCAAAGCAGUGUGAAGCUUCUUCCAAAGGCAAAAGGCAUCAGCAGAAAUCCAGAAAUAAAGAGGAAAAUGAUGAGCGAUGUUCACCAGCUGGCUCUAGUAGACCAGGAAGUGCCAAAAUGGUGUUUGUAAACACCAGAAAUGACAGCGUGCAUGCUGUAGAACAAACUAACAAAGUGGGAAAUCAUGAAUUAGGAAAAAAGGCCUCCCCUUUAUUGUCUGCUGAGGCAGAACCUACUGAAACUGUGCCAAGAAACCCAGCAGCUUGUUCUGCUCCUGAUGACAGUUUGAACUUGGAAAAAACAGGCGUAAUUGGAUCCAGGAAUGUAGAUGAUCAAUUAUGUUCUGUCGCAUGGCAAAGUACAAAUAUUGAACUAAUCCCUUUAGAGAUUCGAAUGCAGAUAAUAGAAAAAGAAAGAAAAAGAAAAGAGCUGUUUCGGAAGAAGAACUAUGCUGCUACAGUCAUACAGAGGACAUGGAGAAGUUACCAGCUAAGACAGGAGUUGUUUCAGCUGCUUAGUGCUAAGCGGCAGUGCAAAGAAGAUGAAGACAAAUGGAGACAAGAGACAGCUGCCUUCUUCAUUCAGGUUGCUUGGAGGAAACAGCUGACCCAUAGCCCUCUGAAAUCAGUUCCUUCAUGUAAAAAUCUGAAAUCUAUAAACAAAACCAGCUCAGCCAUAAAAACCAGCAAGCAGUCCAUCCUUAAGCAGAUAUAUGGGCGUUCACAGGAAGGCAAAGUGUAUCAGCCAACAAGACCUCCUUCUAAGCUGAAACUUUCUGAUGUGCAGCUGGUCUCAGUAAACAACCUACAGUGUGUUAAUUUGCUGGAGAACAUGGGAAAAUCAAAGCAAUUUUCAUACAACAUGAGACCAACCACUGCUGCAAAAUCAAAAAAUACAAGACUCAAGCACUAGGCAAAACUGAAUGUUUGGAAUUUAAAAAGCACAUUACGGUACAACUGUUACCUUUCAUAAUGUACAAGUUGUCUACAACAUUAAACUUGAACACAUUUUCAAUCUUGUAUUAUCUCAGCCAAGCAUGCCAAGCUGACUUCUAAGGUGUUGGAUUCAUUUUAUUUUGUGUACAAAUUAGUUUUUAAAUGCAGCUGUUAAUUUAUUUACUGACAGGAUGAAAUCUGAAUUGCAUUUGGUAACAGAAAAUGAAGCACUACACCCAGCACUACAGUAGAGUUGCAGGGGCUCCCAAAGUCUUCCAUUGUCAAAAGUAGGAAUUUUGAAUGUGUUCAUCAUACGCAGUUUCAAAAGAGAAGAAAACUGUACUAAAGAGGUUCUGAAAGACUGCUGUUCAAUUUCACCUCAAAUUUAUUAAGUAUAUUUCAGAAUCUAAACAGGAACAGUACAACAGCCUUCAUGCUCCACUUCUGUACUAAAGAAACGGUUGUUUCUUAGCGAGCUAUGGAUUUGGAAGGAAA
Molecule: messenger RNA, 3863 nt
Organism: Gavia stellata (red-throated loon)
Lineage: Eukaryota; Metazoa; Chordata; Aves; Gaviiformes; Gaviidae
Gene: INVS
Product: inversin
Exons: 16
Coding region: 22-3345 (1107 amino acids)
Biological process (GO): protein localization to ciliary inversin compartment
Cellular component (GO): ciliary inversin compartment
Molecular function (GO): protein binding
Source: RefSeq, a predicted model, not a curated record